AUGUGUUCCGAAGAAAGGAGGCAUGACCGUGAUUCAAAACGGAAAAAUGAGCUCAUCCCAAUGAGAAUAGUGACCGGAUGGAGAGAAGGUCAUUCUAUUGCUUCUCGGAUGGAUAUUCUAGCUAUAACCAAAUCAACAUUGCCUUGGAAGAUCAAGAGAAGACGACAUUCACAUGCCCAUAUGCGAGUUUUGCCUUUAGCUGUAUGCCUUUUGGGCUGCGCAACGCCUGGCUACUUUCCGACGGUGAAUGAUGUCAAUCUUCUCGGACAUGGUGGAGGAUUUCUUAGAGCUAUUGGGGCGGUGCUUGGUCAACGUCAUAACAAGAUCCUUCACCCUGUCUACUAUGCAAGAAAGACACUCAAUGGCGCUCAAAUUAAUUACACUGUGACUGAGCAAGAACUUCUCGCCAUUGUCUAUGCUUUUGAAAAGUUUCGGGCUUAUUUGUUGGGCUCCAAAGUGAUAGUUUACACCAAUCAUGGUGCUCUUCGCUAUCUUAUGGCGAAUAAGGAUGCCAAACCAAUAUUUAUUUGGUGGGUCCUUUUGUUGCAAGAGUUUGACUUCGAAGUCAAGGAUCGGAAAGGGACAUAA
This is a messenger RNA of Nicotiana attenuata, 588 nucleotides long. RefSeq lists its product as uncharacterized. The coding region runs from base 1 to 588 and encodes 195 amino acids. Lineage: Eukaryota; Viridiplantae; Streptophyta; Magnoliopsida; Solanales; Solanaceae. The record is from RefSeq and is a predicted model, not a curated record. The transcript is spliced from 3 exons.